ACCCCACAGUGCCAUUCAGCAGCAGAAAAGAGACAUCAGAACAAGCCUUUCUAAAGAAACUAACCUUCAGCAGACACAAAGAUGAAGACGCCACAGCUUCUCGUCCUCCUUCUGACCAUCUUGAUGCAUGCAGCAGUCGGUUUCCCCUCUGACAGAAAGGAGAAACAAGCCUCCUGGGACGAUGUGAACGUGGUGGCUCACGGCCUCCUGCAGCUGGGUCAGGGUCUGAAGGAGCACGUGGACAAGAGCAAAGCCCAGAUGAGAGAAGUCAACGCCAAACUGAAAGCCUUCAACGGCACGCUGGCCGAGCUAGAGAAGAAGCAGAGGGAGCAAAGCGAGGAUUUGAUGGCCAGAAGCAAAGAGGCAGAGGAGAGGGAGAGGCUGGCUGCAGAGCUGACCGAGGAGAUGAGGGUGAAGGUGGAGGAGGUAGGGAAGAAAGACAAGGACAUUCACUCCAGGGUGGACAGACUGGAGGAAAAGAUGCAGGAGGUCCUUAAAGAGCCAAGACUGGAGAGCAACAACAGCGAGCACACAGGAGCCUCGUUUAUCCAGAGACUCCUGGCUGCACAGAACAGACGCAUCGAUCAGCUGGUGGAGAAAAUACAGCAGCAACAAGACAAAAUGGAGAAACAGAAUCUUCACCUGCAGGCACUGCAGAACAAGGUUUCACAUAAGAAAGUAAAAUCCCACAGACGUAGAGAUCAAGAGACGGUUCUGAGGGGGGAGGCAGAGCCAGGCAUGCACACAUCAGGUUUGGCCACAGACUGUCAUGAUCUGUUUGUACAAGGACAGCCCAGCGGCGUCUACACCAUCCAACCACAGGGCUCCCUGCCCUUCAACGUGCUCUGUGAAAUGACUUCAGAAGGUGGAUGGACUGUCAUCCAGAAACGUCUUGAUGGAUCCCAGAACUUCAACCAGCUCUGGGAAAGCUACAGGAGAGGCUUCGGAAACCUGAAUGGUGAGUUCUGGCUCGGCUUGGAGAACAUCCACUCCCUCUCAAAACAAGGACAGUACGUUCUGCAGGUUGAGGUCUCCAAUAGUGCGGGGCAGCAGAAGUCUGAUUAUGGAUUCCAUCUGGACGGAGAAGAUAAGAUGUUCGCUCUCCACCUGCAGACGAAGUCCGAGAGUCAGGAGAACAUCAUGACAAGCGGAGCCUCUGGUGUUCCUUUUUCAACAGUCGACAGAGACAACGACCUCGCCAAAGACGUCAACUGUGCUGAGCUGCUCUCAGGUGGUUGGUGGUUCAGCAGUUGUGGUGAGUCAAACCUCAAUGGCAGAUAUCCCAGAAGGCCGAGCGGGCUCAGGCGUGAUCAGUCAAGGAGACAGGGGAUGUUCUGGACGUCCACAAAGGGACAAAACACCUCUGUAAAGACCACUCUCCUCAAGAUCGCACCCGCCACAAUAAACCAAUGAGCAGAUCAGUCUCUGAAGGACAGAGAGCAGAGGAUGAAAAAAUCUACAAAGGACUGAAAGCAGCAGGAUGAUGAGUCCAAAAAGCACACUAAUGAUCUCUGGAUCUUCACAUUUCUCUAUGCUAUGCUAUAAGAUACAUUUUCUGUCAUAUUGACAGGUGAAACUAAAUUCCCUUUAUAAGCGGUUCACUUCUUAAUCUUAUUUUUUCUACCUGUGUUUUAAAUAUUUCUGCCACGAUGAUGUUUAGUGUAUUAACUUCGACAUGUAUACACUCUAAACUUUUUUACAUUUCAUUGCUUAAAAGUGGAUGAAAAUAAACGUCUUAAAGGUUUCAAAAA
Labrus bergylta (ballan wrasse) is the source of this 1751-nucleotide messenger RNA. Its product is annotated as angiopoietin-related protein 4-like. Gene Ontology annotation, molecular function: enzyme inhibitor activity. The record is from RefSeq and is a predicted model, not a curated record. Gene Ontology annotation, biological process: triglyceride homeostasis. Lineage: Eukaryota; Metazoa; Chordata; Actinopteri; Labriformes; Labridae.